Messenger RNA from Drosophila ananassae, 4067 nucleotides. RefSeq names its product meiosis regulator and mRNA stability factor 1 (gene Marf1). The record is from RefSeq and is a predicted model, not a curated record. Gene Ontology annotation, molecular function: nucleic acid binding. The transcript is spliced from 7 exons. The coding region runs from base 200 to 3808 and encodes 1202 amino acids. NCBI's taxonomy places the organism in Eukaryota, Metazoa, Arthropoda, Insecta, Diptera, Drosophilidae.
AAAAUAUUUUUUUUUCAGUUGUCCUUGCUACAAAAAUGAGAAAUUACCCUCAUCCGUUUACUCCCAAGAAAAAUCACAAAUUUAUCAAUCAACUUUAGUUGGGCGAAACUACAUCAGCGAAAAUACAAGUGUAUAUCAUGGAUCAGACAUUCCAUCAGGGAUUUCUUUUCAUAAAAGUAAUAAAUUGUCAAGUUAUUCUAUGCUACCGGGAAUAUUUCCUACUUAUGGAGUGAAAACUGCAACAUCUUCCAUUUCCACUCAGCUAUGCCAGUAUGCUCACUCUCAAGGAAUUGGUAUUAGCUAUUAUAAUAGCCUUUAUAUGCCUUACAACCAGAAUCCCACCUGUGAGACUUCAGCAACGGCAGGAGCUCUGUUACAUCGUCCGAUGGUUAACGAAUAUCAGCAGCCGCUGCAGCAACAGGUCUACCACCAACCUUCUACAAUGCACAAACAGGCUUCCAACAUGUGUAGUUUACUUCAGCCUCUCAAUCCGUUAUCCCUCCCGUCAUCAAGCAGGGGACUAUUAAAAAGCUUGCCUACUUCAGAAGUAACUACUAACAGUUUCUUAAUGCAAGACUUCACUAAAAGCAAUAUACCACAAAGCUGUGCAGAAAAAAACUGCCUAAAAAAAUUUGAUAGUCUAGUUGAUUUUGAUGAAGGACCAUUAGUGAAUGAAAUGCACUGCCUUGCAUCCAUAAAAGACGUAAGAGAUACAGUUACAUUGCAGAUUACUAAUCUUGAUUACUCGCUGGACGAGUCAAGCCUACGAAGUUUUCUUUUGAAUCAACUAAAGCCUAUUACUCCGGUAUUAUCCCUUGUUUUUGAAGGCAGUGCAUAUGCCAAAGUCACUGUUCCUGACCUUUAUUUUGCAAAGCAAGUUGUUUCCAAUAUGCAUCGAAAAAAGAUUGGUCAUAAACGCAUGCUGGUUAGUUACACACGUGACUCUUCGCUUACCGAAGUCAACACCUUGCGGUGCCAAGUAGCUGGUCUUCUAAAGGAUGUUCCAUACUAUACACUCCCCAUGUAUAAGUUUCGAGAGCUCUUUCAGUCGCGCUUUAAAACUUCGAUAAGUGUGCUGGAUUUGUACAAAAUGUCUGAUGUUUGCACGAUUACUUCUGAUAACAAUGAGGAUAAGUUUAUCAGUUUGCAGCCCGAUCUUUUGAAUACUCUGGAAAACUCGCCUUUAAUGGAGGAACUUCAACACAGUGUUCCAUAUUGUACGAUGCACUUUAGGAGAGAACAGCACAAGGGUUGGGCGGAACAGGAAAUCGAGCCCUUGCCAAAUGUUUUCAUGAGUAUAUCAGAAAUACAAAACCUUAUCUAUCCACUGUUAAAGCUUCAUACUGGUGACGUUCCGGUUGCUACUCUUCUUUACUGUAUUGAAGAACAGUUACAAGUAAAGAUAUUAGCAAAUGAAAGUGGAGUAAAUCUUGAGCAUUUGGUCUGUUGUGUCCAAGGGAUUCAAAUCCAUUGCAAUAAUUUUGGGAUAAAAAUUCUUGGAUGGUUGGAAAUUAAUAAAGAUAGAGCUUUUCACUUAAGUUCUAAUAUUAGCAGUCUAAGUUCCGGAGAUCGCUCUAUUGGUUCAGCCGCAAGUGGUUUAAAACACUCUUUAUCGGACCCACUUUAUCAAAUCUCACGUGAAGUUAUUGAGUUAGUUAAGAUGUCGCCAAAGUCCACAAUGAAGUUUAACCGCUUUAUUCCAGCUUAUCACAAUCAUUUUGGCAAGCAAUGCAGAGUUGCAGAUUAUGGCUACACAAAACUGAUUGAGCUUUUUGAAGCUCUAUCCUCUGUAGUGCAAAUAAUGGGAGACGGCGAAAAUCGUCAAAUUACGCUCACGCACCGAACCCAAACACGCAGAUUUACAUCAGAUCUUUUGCGUGUUUUACGUGCCCAUGGUAAUAAUUCCGUUCUUCUGUCUCAAUUACCAGGAAUUUUAUCGCAAUCACAAAAUAAAAAUUUUGAUAUUUCGGACUACGGUGUAUGCAGCAUUGUGGAUAUAUUGGAUGGUUUGGUAAAUUCAAAUAUUGUAGUAGUAAACACUGUUCAGAAUGGAAAGGACAUUCUUAUCUCAAUGCCGAAACGAAAGCAAACAAGUAAUGAAUUAGAAAAAACUAGUGUGUUCGCUGGCGAAAUAGUCGAACUCCUUCAAAACUCACUACAGUAUUCAAUAUUAUUUCAAAAGUUUGUUCGAUCCUACCAUUACCACUUCUCAUAUCAGUGUCGCCUCAGUGAUUACGGCUUCCUUAAAUUAACUGAUCUCAUGGAUGCUAUUCAGGGCUUGGUAGAGAUGGAAAUAGCAUCCGAUGAGGACAAAAAAAUUUGUCUUUCUCCAUAUGUGGCUAGAAGGGUUUUUGCAGAGCAAUGCGGUGACCUAAUUAAUAAUGCCAAAAACAUAAGAAAUGCCGUAAAACUUGAUCAUGUUCUUAAGUUGCACAAAAAAAAGUUUGGUUACCAAAUGCAAGCGCAGACAUUAGGUGCUUCUGAUAUGAUGGCGGCUGUUAAAAUGUUACCGUACAUUGAAGUAAAAAAUAUAGAUCAAGCCAUAUGGCUAAUAUGUCGCAAAGAUGAUUUAUCAUUUCGAAAUUUCUGUUAUCGUGCAUGUACGCAUCUUAUUCGAUCAGAGUUAUUGGAUCAAGGACCUUAUGCAGGCACUGAAGGAAAUACACAUUUUGAUCAGUCCAACAAAAACUCAAAACACAUUUCGAAGGAUCAAUUUAUAAAUGAGUUUAACAGCCAAAAUAAAUAUCAUCUCAACGAUUCGAUUUUGUCAUCUAUGAGUCAUGCUAUUGAGAUUUAUAAAUACGCUGACAAGGAGUGUGUUCGUCUUACUGGCCUUUUGAGAUUCUUGGUUUCUAUAGUUCGCAUUCUAGAGCAUCGGCGAAGUAUGCACCUGCAUGAAAUAAAGAAGAGUUUAAAAUGCGGUCUUGGCGCUACUUUUGAAUUUGGAUUCCCUAAUUUAUACGAACUACUUUCCGCAUAUGAAGAUCUCUUUACAUUGGACUAUGGAGCAUCUCAUGAAAGAUGUAAUGUUUCAUUAAACGCUAAUUGCGAGUUGCGCCUUUGUACCCAGCUAAGAUACCUGGACAUGUUUGGCUCCAUUAAAUUUACAAACGCAAAGAAGCAGAUCGACGAAUUCGAAUCCAAUAAGAACAAUUUUGCAAAUAGUGUCAUCGCGUUUCCUACUUCAGAAAAUACUUCUUUGUCAAUUACCAAUUCAUCACUAAUCAGUAGUUUUGGAUCAGGUCAAGGAAAUUCCAGUUUCACCGACAGUAUGGAUAUGAACGACAAUUUUCUUAAUUCUUCCCUUAAAUUAUUCAACAGUUCUUUUAACACAUCUGGGGAUUUAGACGCUAGUUUGGGAGCAGGUGAUUUGACUAAGAUAGUCCCAAAUGUCCCAAUGACAGAAAAUUACUAUGAACAUUCUUUGCCCAAACUUUGGCGUCGACGUAAAGUCAGUUCCUACCCGCAACCCUUGCAACAUAUGAAUACAAAUAUUUCGCAACAAAAACGAAAAGCUUCUAAUGGCCUUUACGACCUCAUGAGCUCUAGUAAACAAUUGAAAGGAUCAUUUUAUGGACCACCAAAACCAGAUAUUCCAUCGGAUGAUCAGAGACUUCCGUUUUGGAUUGAUCCGAUAUGGAGCAACAAAGCUGAGGAGCCAAAUCCAAUGAAUAUUGUCAAUGUUCGACCUGAAUUCAACUCCAAAAAUACUUUCCCAUUGCUAUUAUCUCCAUAUACAAUUUCUAAGAAUGAGAAUAUAAAACGAAAACUAUUAGGCAUGGAUAAUCACGAUCGCAAAAUAGCAUAACAACAAAAAAUUGCUAAGGUAUCAAAACAUCCUUCAAACAUAUUUAUCCCUAGUAAUAUUUAAUAUUUGUAUAAAAGCAAUUAAUGUAUAUCUGAUUCGGUUUCGAACUAAAAUUUUUUUACUUUUUAUGUUUCAAUACAUGUGCUUAUAUUAAUUUUAUGUUGGUUGUCAUACCGUUUUAAUUUGUAUAGAAUUGUUGUUUCAAAUUAAUAUUAAUAAAUGAAUUAAAGAGAAAAUAAAGAUUAUACUUAAUUGCCGA